Molecule: messenger RNA, 246 nt
Organism: Cooperia oncophora
Lineage: Eukaryota; Metazoa; Nematoda; Chromadorea; Rhabditida; Trichostrongylidae
Source: the annotation of a GenBank genome assembly
AUGAAAGAGGAAAUAAGGAAAGAGAAACGGGAAGCUCAAUUCGGAAACAUGAAGUGCAAGGAAGAGCUCACACGAGUAUUGGACUACAUUGACAGUCUACACUAUCACGAUCACGUUGAUUAUACGUUCAUAUACAAACUAUUAGAAGAGGGAGCCGUCACGGCAGGUGGCAGUAUUCACAAUCCUUAUGACUGGGAGGUGGAAUCAGCAAGACCAAUGAGAAAAAGUGGAGUAUAUCAAGCAUGA